CAAAUUGUUUAUUGGACUGUAGUGAGGGGAGACAUGCUGAACACACUCCUCAGACUGAACACAAUGAUCACAUUGAUGUGGAUUACAGUGAUGCUUUUGGGUAAAAUCGAUUCUGUGCAGAUAAACCAUAUCAAUCAGCCGAACCCAAUGAUCAUUGCUGAUGUUGGUGAUAGCGUGACUCUGAACUGCUAUCGAUUGCAAGCUAAAACCUCUGGAGCCAUCGUUUGGUACAAACAGAAAAUCGGUCACGAGCCUCGUGUAAUAGUCACGGUUCAAAGUGAACCCAGUUAUGAAAACGAGUUCAAGUCUCCAAGGUUCAGCAUCGAGAAUAAAGAAACAAGCUGUCAUUUGAAAAUUGCUCACUUGGAAGCAUCAGAUGAAGCCAUGUAUUACUGUGGACUGUUACAAUUUUUCACAACUUUCGGAAAUGGAACAUUUUUAUCAGUGAAAGUUGAUGAAGAUGUAAAAGUGUCAGUGCUCCAGAGCAGUGUAUCAGACUCGGUUCCUGCAGGAGCAUCAGUGACUCUGCAGUGUUCAGUUCUCUCUGAGAGCAGAGCAGCAGAACUCCAAGUGCUCUGGUUCAGAGCUGCUCCAUCACAAUCCCAUCCUCAAAUCAUUUACACUCAUCACAACAGCAGCCUUCAGUGUGAAUCUUCUACACACACCUGUGUGUACAACUUGUCCAAGAACAUCUUCAGCCUCGAUGAUACUGGAACUUACUACUGCGCUGUGGUCGUGUCUGGGAAGAUCAUUUUUGGGAACGGGACACGAGUACAGCUGGAGAGAUCUGUGGACCCUGUAGUGAUCUGCCUCGCCGGAGCUUUGGGAUUCUGUGUGCUCCUGAUCUUUACAUUGUUUAUUAUAAAACGCGAAAGUGGAAACCAUAAACAGCACAGGGUGACGCUCAAACAUGAUUUUAUAGCAGACCCGACCCUCGAUCAGGACUCUGACAUUGUGGAGGUGAAGUACGCUGCCUUAAAUUUCAAUGAAAGGACAGUCAAAAGAGGACGAGUAACGAAGCAACAACCUAAAGAUAUUAUAUAUUCUCAUGUGCGACAUACUUCUGUAACUUAGAUUUGAACUCUGAUCUGAUUCAGUGUCAUUAUCAGGUUAUAAUUUUGAUUGUACAUUUUUUAUAAUGAUUAAAUUUUAACUGAAAACUGAAUCUCAGAACCUGAAGCACUGGUUCUGACCUGAAAAAGCAGGUAAAGAUAUGGGCAAA
This is a messenger RNA of Silurus meridionalis, 1222 nucleotides long. RefSeq lists its product as uncharacterized. Lineage: Eukaryota; Metazoa; Chordata; Actinopteri; Siluriformes; Siluridae. Gene Ontology annotation, biological process: response to bacterium. The record is from RefSeq and is a predicted model, not a curated record. The transcript is spliced from 6 exons. The coding region runs from base 34 to 1074 and encodes 346 amino acids.